Messenger RNA from Saprolegnia parasitica CBS 223.65, 1980 nucleotides. RefSeq lists its product as hypothetical. Lineage: Eukaryota; Oomycota; Saprolegniomycetes; Saprolegniales; Saprolegniaceae. The record is from RefSeq and is a predicted model, not a curated record. The annotation marks the transcript as partial. The transcript is spliced from 8 exons. Gene Ontology annotation, molecular function: protein binding.
AUGCUCUGCAGGCUCUGGACCCCGUGGGAAGUCAAACCCGCUGCCGUCGACGCCAAGGUGCGUACCGCACUCUCCAAGACGCUAUCGGCGCUCCACCGGCAGUACGAGCGCAACAGUCCUGUCUUGAUCGUCCAGCGCGUCUACCGAGGGUACCGAGCGCGCAAACACGGCGUCGGAACGCUCCGAAGCAUGCUCGCCGCCGUGCGACGCAUUCAGCGCAACAUUCGAGGCUGGGCCUUUCGCCGCUACCUUUUGAGACAGCUGUGUCUCGUGGUAACCAACCACGGCGACGAAGCCCUCUUGGUCUCGACGCUGCGAAAGCAAAAGCAACGCGCGAUUCCCAAAAUCAUGUCGGUGUGGCUCCGCCGCCGACGCAUCUACCUCCGCAACAAGGCUGCGCUGCGCAUCAAGCAGUUUCUGCGCGCUGCUGUCGCCGCGAUCCAAGCAAUGCGCGCUCGGCUCCUUUCGUCACCGUGGACUUUAGCGAUCGUGUGCACGCCGGCAUCGCUGCCUACGGUUCUUGCCGUCGCCAAGAUUGCCGCCCAUCGCGACCACCACGUAUGGGGUAUCCCUGUCGGCGCACUGGCCAGCCGCGUCGUUGCCGCCGGCCCCCUUGUCGUUCGGCCCGCAGGCUAUCAUUUCCACCACGUUUUUGUGCAGCUGCAGCGUCCACGCCACUUGGCGCGGAGUCCGUGCGUGUUAACCAAGUGCGACGACGUGGCGCUGCUCCAGAGCCAGCUCCACCUCUUGCGCGACGAUGCCGAGCAGCUAUCGACGCUGCAACCGCGAGAAAGCACGCCGCUGCAGCGACAGCACCUUGCGGCUCUUCGCCACGAGGUGGCCCAGCGAAUUCGCCUUCUGGACGCCACGCUUCAGUCGACGAUGCAAGCCCAUGCCGCGCGGCUGACAUCCAAGGCACGGAAGCGAACUGUUCGGAUCCGACCCCGCGGUGUCCAAAAACCCAAGCACGUCACGCCGACGCGGCGCGAUCUGCCGCCGCCGACUACGUACGAGACGCUUCUGACGUUUGUUCCCACGUCGUUUGGCAUGUACUGGCGCAUGCUGUAUUUGCUCCGCCGGUCGCACGGCUUCGACGACACCGUGCUCUGCAUCUACUCGCAGGACGACGUCCGCCGCCUGGCUGCGGCCGCACGCAUUCAGAGCGUCUAUCGGUCGUACCGCACACGCCAGCGCACCCAGUUUGCCGCUGCGUUUCUACAAGCCCGCGCGACACUCUGUCUACAGCGGUGGUGGCGCAACACGCUGUACAUUUACCGGGUGCUCGCUCAAUGGACACAUUGUCUGCAAACGGUGGCAUCGAUCGACUCGAACGUGUUGUAUGUGGAAGAGCGUGUCUUGACACUCUUGCGUGCCCCCGCGAUGCUCGAGAUGGUCAUGUCGGCAUUGCCGACGCGGACGUCGCACCACUGGAGGUUCAAGUUUACGCACAAGGCGCUGCAUAUUCCCAUCACGCUCGAUGAGAGCUUGUCGCGACUGCCCGAAGACGAGCAACAACAAUACCUUAGCACGUUCCUCGUCGACAAUGGACUGCACCGCGUUGGAUUUCCCGUCUGGAUGCCCAGCACACCCUUCCAUGAGAUUGUCGGUCGGGAAGAGAAGCAUGGCUCCAAAGACCAGGCCAGCCACCUCGUUUCUAUUGGCGUCAACGAGGUGCCGGCCAAUGACGUGUUCAUAAAGCCGCUCUUGAGCUCGUGUGAUCCAAAGUUUGGUCAAUUCCAGACAUGCCUCGACGUCGUCGCCGACAGCUACGCGCUGUGGAACCACUCGGAAGCCGAUGCGGUGCCCAUGGCCUGGGGCAAAACGUGCGGUGUGCCCAUGGUCAAGCUCGAGUUUGACUCGGUCCAAGAAGCUCGGCACCGCGCCGUUGUGCUGCUCCUCAAGACAUACGACGCGCGCACGCAGACGUAUGCGCGUCUGUUUACAUACUCGAUGCUGCGGUACCUCUGGCUUGACAAGCCG